Molecule: messenger RNA, 1991 nt
Organism: Oryza sativa Japonica Group (Japanese rice)
Lineage: Eukaryota; Viridiplantae; Streptophyta; Magnoliopsida; Poales; Poaceae
Product: dof zinc finger protein DOF5.1
Biological process (GO): regulation of DNA-templated transcription
Molecular function (GO): DNA-binding transcription factor activity; DNA binding
Source: RefSeq, a predicted model, not a curated record
GGGCCUUCACUCUCUUCAUCUCAUGAGCAUCUCACUCACUCAUCUCACCAUAUAUUUUUUUUGUGCUGGAGCCCUCCCCUUGGCUGCUGUUACCAUCCAUGUUUCAAUUCCUUAGCAUGUCACCCUCCUCCUCAUCUCACCACACAACACACUAGCUCCUAGCUUGGCUCUCACUCUCUCUCUAGAUCUCUCUCUCUCUCCUACUGUUAGGGUUUGCCUCCUUGCUUUAACCCCAGCAGCUAUAGCUAGCUUAGCCACCUUUUGAUUUGCUUCAAUUCUCUCUCAUGUGAGUCAUGACAUACAUUGACAUCCAACUCCACUACUAGCUAUAGAUAGCAAACAUUGUUAGCUUUCUCUCUCUAUCUCUUGCAUAGUUGAAAUACUACUGGCUCAUUUCUCACUUAGCUGCUAAGGAAUGCCACAUAAAUUAUAAAAGACACAGCACUAGUUGUGGUGUAGAGCAUUUGGAAAGAGAAGUUUGUGGUUUUCCUUCUUCCUAACACUCUUGCUUCUUCUUUCACCUGUGAGAAACUGUGAGCUAGUAGUGUUUUUAAGAAGAGAAGAAGAAGGAGAUCUAGAGAGAGGCUUGUUCAUCAUAUCACCAUGGUUUUCUCCUCGCUUCCAAUCUUCCUAGACCCUCCAAAUUGGACUCAGAUGCAGCAGCAGCCACUCCAGUGUCUCAUCGGCGGCGGCGGCAGCGACCACCACCACCUGAUGCCACCGCCGUCCGGUCUGGCGCCGCUGCCGAGCGCCGCCGGCGCGGCGGACACGGCGGCGAGCGCGCCGGCGGCGGCGGCGCAGCAGCAGCAGCCGCGGCCGGCCGUCGUGUCGAUGUCGGAGCGCGCCCGGCUGGCGCGCGUGCCGCUGCCGGAGCCCGGCACGCUGCGGUGCCCGCGCUGCGACUCGACGAACACCAAGUUCUGCUACUUCAACAACUACUCGCUGUCGCAGCCGCGCCACUUCUGCAAGGCUUGCCGCCGCUACUGGACGCGCGGCGGCGCGCUCCGCAACGUCCCCGUCGGCGGCGGGUGCCGCCGCAACACCAAGCGCUCGACCAAGAAAUCGUCGUCGUCGUCGUCGCGCCAGGGAGGCGGCGCCGGGAACGCGGCGGCGGCGGCCACGUCGUCGUCAUCCACCACCUCCACCUCCACGACGGCCACCACCUCGAGCGCCGCCGCCGCGGCGGCGGCCGCGGCGGCCGACGUGAUCGCCAGCAUGCAGGCCGGCGGCGCGCUGCUGCCGCACCACCUGAUCGGCGGCCUCCCGUCGUCCGCCGCCGCCGCCGCGGCGCUGGAGGCGUCGCUGGAGGGGUACCACCACCACCACCACGCCCACGGCCACCAACUGCCGUUCCUGCAGCCGCCGCCGUUCUUGCAGCAAGGGCUGCACGGCUACCACUUCGCCGACGGUGACGUCGCCGCCGGCGCCGCCCUGGCCGACGGCGGGUUCCCGAGGGGCGUGGCGUCGGGCCUCCUCGCGCAGCUGGCGUCCGUCAAGAUGGAGGAGCACGGCACCAACAAUGGCGGCGGCGUCGGCGGCGGCUUCGUCGGAGCGCACGAGCAGUACUGGCACGGCGGCAAUGGCGGCGGCGGGUGGCCGGCGGAGUUCUUGUCAGGGUUCAGCUCAUCGUCGUCGGGGAAUGUGUUGUGACCGUCGGGAAAAUCCAUGGAUGCCACAGAAUUAGGGUCUCCCUUAGUUUUAGGGUUAUGCAUGUGUGGCAAUGUGCUGUGUUCUUCAAUUAGGUUGGGUUUUUUAAAAAAAUUUGUGGGGUUUUACAUGCUCUUUUUUAUUUUCUUUAUUUCUGUUCUUUUGUUUUUUAAAACUUUGAGUUUGAAGGAUAGCUGCUAAAUGUGUUGUGUAAUUAGCAGCUGAUUUAGUGGGGGAAAUGCUGCAGGUGUAAAACUCAUGGAGAGGGGGUGAUAUGAGAGAGAGGUGUUAAGGUGUUACUUAACUAUACUAUGUUUAAUUGCAUGAGGAACUUUGGUAUGAAA